GGGACUACGGGGAGCGGCACGGGUGACUCAGCACCUGGUGGAGCAGAAACGCCUGUGGGUCUCAGAAAGUAAAGUUUUGGGUUCCCUCCUGCACCGUGGCUUCUAGAAGUAUGCUGAUGCUCCAGCUUUCCUGAUCUUUUUGGCGGUUCAGGAAGGGCUUGCAAGGUUUAUUGCCAGAGUACUGUAUGUAUUUCCAAGAGCAACAAAAAUGAAUAAAUCAUUGGGAUUGGUGUCAUUUGAAGAUGUGGCUGUGGACUUCACCUGGGAAGAGUGGCAGGACCUGGAUAAUGGUCAGAGGACUUUGUACAGGGAUGUGAUGCUGGAGACCUACAGCAACCUGUUGUCUUUGGGGCACUGCAUUGCCAAACCUGAAGUGAUCUUCAAGUUGGAGCAAGAAGCAGAGCCAUGGACGAUAGAAGAAUCCCCAAACCUGAGCCUCACAGAUGACCAAAUUGAGAAAAGCCAAGAAAGUCACGGUAGACAUUUGUGUCAAGUUGUACGCACCAUCAGCAAAACAUCAAGUGAGAAGAGAAUUCAGUUAGGAAAAGCAUUUUAUUUGAACUCAAGCCAUGUUUCAAAUCUUAUUAUAAAUAAUGGAGACUAUUCAGGAAGGAGGCAUGAGGAGUUUAAUGUAUGUCUGAAUUCGUUUCAUCCUAGAAAGCCUGAUGAGACUCAUCCUGCAGAGAAACCUAAUGAUCAUAAUAUAACUGGGAAAUCCCACAGACCUUGUGAACAUCUUAGUCACCCUAACGAGACUCAAACUGAGCAGCAGCCUUCUGAAUAUAGUCAACAAGGGAAAACCUUCCAUAAAGAGGAACAAUUGUUUGCACAUAAGGUUCAUAUGGGAGAAAGCUUCUGUACAUAUAAUAAAUAUGAGGAAUGCUUUGAUAAGUCAGCUCUUAUUUCUCAAGAAAUAACUCAGGUAUUGAGGAAAACAUUUCAAUGUGAUAUAUGUGGAAAUAUGUUCUGUGAAAAGUCUAAACUCACUGAACAUCAGAAAAUACAGACAGCAGAAAAAUCCUAUAAAUGUAAUGAAUGUGAAAAACCCUUUGUGAAAUUACCCCUUCCAGUCCAUAAGAGGGCACAUACAGGGGAGAAGCCCUGUGCGUGUAACGAAUGUGGAAAAACCUCUCACCAGAAGUCACUCCUCAGCAGACAUGAAAGAACUCACACAGGUGAGAAACCAUAUGAAUGUAAUGAAUGUAGAAAAUCUUUCUACCAUAAGUCAGCACUCAAUAGACAUAAGAUAAUUCACACACAGGAAUGGCCCUGUGAAUGUAAUGUGUGUGGAAGAACCUUUCACUGCAAAUCAUACCUCAGUGACCAUCAGAGAAUUCACACAGGUGAGAAACCAUAUGAAUGUAGUGAAUGUAGAAAAUCAUUCUGCCAUAAGUCAGCCCUCAAAAGUCAUAAGAGAAUUCACACAGGUGAGAAACCAUAUGAAUGUAAUGAAUGUAGAAAAUCAUUCUGCCAUAAGUCAGCCCUCAAUAGUCAUAAGAGAAUUCACACAGGUGAGAAACCAUACGAAUGUAAUGAAUGUAGAAAAUCUUUCUGCCAGAAGUCAGCCCUCAAUAGUCAUAAGAGAAUUCACACAGGUGAGAAACCAUAUGAAUGUAAUGAAUGUAGAAAAUCUUUCUGCCAGAAGUCAGGCCUCUGUAGACAUAAGAGGAUUCACACGGGGGAAAGACCCUAUGAAUGUGAUGAAUGUGGAAAAACCUUUCACCAGACGUCACACCUCAGCAGGCAUCAGAAAAUUCACACAGGUGAGAAACCAUAUGAAUGUAAAGAAUGUAGGAAAUCUUUCUACCAGAAGUCAGGCCUCAGUGUGCAUCAGAGAACUCACUCAGGUGAGAAGCCAUAUGAAUGUAAAGAAUGUAGAAAAUCUUUCUACAGUAAGUCAGCCCUCACUGUACAUCAGAGAACACACACAGGUGAGAAACCCUAUAAGUGUAAUAAAUGUGGAAAAACCUUUUACGAGAAGUCAAACCUCAGCAAGCAUGUGAGAAUUCACACAGGCAUGAAACCAGAUGAAUUUAAAGAAGGUAGAGACUUUUAACCAUAAAUCACACCUAAAUGGACAUCAGAGAAUUUGCCCAAGUGAAAAAUCAUGAGUGUAAAGAAUAUAGGGAAUCUCUGUGAGAAUUCAAACCUUACUGAACGUCAGAGAAAUUACAUGGGGAAGAAAUCCAGGAACGUAAUGAAUGUGGAAAAAAGUUUUUCCAGAAGUCAACCCUCCCUAGAGCUGUGAAAAUUCACUCUGGAAAAACCAUACUAAUCGAGUGACUGUGGAAAAACUUUUCAUGAAGUCACACCUCAGGAUGCAUCAGAGAGCUCACACAAAAGAGAAACCCUGUGAAUGUCCAGUCAUCCCUCAGAAUGUAUCCAUAGAGGAUUGAUUCCAGGACUCCUCACAGAUACCAAAGUUUUUGCAUUAAGUCACGUAUAAAAUAGUAUAGACUUGCAUAUAACCUAUGUACUU
Messenger RNA from Cynocephalus volans (Philippine flying lemur), 2479 nucleotides. Its product is annotated as zinc finger protein 717-like. Gene Ontology annotation, molecular function: RNA polymerase II cis-regulatory region sequence-specific DNA binding; DNA-binding transcription factor activity, RNA polymerase II-specific. Bases 209 to 2056 code for a protein of 615 amino acids. Gene Ontology annotation, biological process: regulation of transcription by RNA polymerase II. The transcript is spliced from 6 exons. The record is from RefSeq and is a predicted model, not a curated record. Lineage: Eukaryota; Metazoa; Chordata; Mammalia; Dermoptera; Cynocephalidae.